Messenger RNA from Lycium ferocissimum, 1275 nucleotides. Its product is annotated as probable plastid-lipid-associated protein 13, chloroplastic. Lineage: Eukaryota; Viridiplantae; Streptophyta; Magnoliopsida; Solanales; Solanaceae. Bases 126 to 1022 code for a protein of 298 amino acids. The transcript has 8 exons. The record is from RefSeq and is a predicted model, not a curated record.
ACUACCAGAAAAAAUAAGAGGCGGGUGAGGGAGAUAGAUUAAUGAAGAAUUUCAGUUUCAAAAAAUAACAAUAGAAAAAUAGAAGAGAUUUUCUAGAAAAUUCACUGUGUUUUAGUCCUUUUUCAAUGGCGAUAUUAAUUCAAAACUUAGCACCACCGUCUUUAUCCCGGCAUCCACUCUAUACGUCGUCGUUCCCACUCCCUUCUUUACUUUCUGUAACAGUUUCCCCAGAAAAUUACAGAAAUGGCCAGAAGAAAUUGAAAGUUUGCAGAGCUAUGGUUGAGCAGACUGCUUAUUGUUAUUCCCCUUUUGCUAAAGAAAUGGAAAGACUUUCUGCUAAAGAAUCUCUGCUUCUUGCUUUGAAAGAUGCUGGAGGUUUUGAGGCAGUGGUCACUGGGAAGACAACAGAUGUACAGCUCAUUGAUGUGAACGAGCGGAUCAUUGCCCUUGAGAGACUUAAUCCGACACCUAGACCCACAACGUCUCCCUGUUUGGAAGGUCUAUGGAAUUUUGAGUGGUUUGGAACUGCAAGCCCGGUGUUCUUGGCUACCAGACUUAUAUUUGGAAGAAUUCCUCCAACAUUGGCAAAUUUAUCAAAAUUAGAUCUGCUAAUCAGAAAUGGAUAUGGGACUGCUAUUGCUCAUGUGAAAUUACUGAAUUCGAUCGAAAAUAAAUUUGUUCUCUCCAGCAAGUUUUCUGUUGAGGGUCCUCUUCGAAUGAAAGAGGAAUAUGUUGAAGGGAUAUUUGAAACUCCGAAGGUAAAAGAGGAUACCGUGCCUGAGCAACUAAAGGGUGCUUUGGAUCAGGCUGUUAAUACUCUCCAGCUACUUCCUGUUCCCAUCAGAGACACUGUGUCCCGUGGGUUGAAAAUUCCUCUCGGCGAGGCGUUUCAAAGACUUAUUAUGAUUUCUUACCUUGAUGAAGAGAUCGUGAUAGCAAGGAACACCGCAGGAGAACCCGAGGUUCUAACAAGGUUGGAUGCGGCCCCUGAUCCAGAACCAAUAUCUGAUUACGAGAGCUGAGAGAAAUGAGGAGCUCAAUUUCUUUGAAAGAACCUAGUCAUUUCUUUCAUCACUUCAUAGCUGUAUUUAGCAUCUACAUGACGUUAUACAUCAGUAUCAUCAUCCUACCUAUCUUUUUUUUUUUUUUCCCACCAAGUGUUGUAUAGAUUCUCACAAUGAUGAGCAUCGGACAGGAGGUCAUCCGUCUAUAAAGGAAUUGUAAAAAAAAGUUUUAACUUGUAUAAAUUGGCAGUGCAAAGAAAGUUUUACAGUA